AUGUCAAUCGAGGGCUGUGGGCUACAGCGACGUCAUCCCGGUUGCGGCAGCGAGGUUCUCGAGGUGGGGCAGCACGAUGUCAGUCGAGACGGGAGGAGGAGGAGGAGGAAGAAGGUGCUGUUCGAAGGGGGGAAGGUGGGCUGUAUGAGUGAUCCCAGGACAGGCCCCGCUGAUGCACUGUCUGUGUGUCCGCCUGCCCCCCAGGUUGAUAUCCGGUUCCCCCAGCCAGGCUCCGAUGAUCCGGACCGUGUGACGGUGACGGGGCUCCCGGGGAAAGUGGACAAUGCCAUCGACCACCUGCUGAACCUGGAGGAGGAAUACAUGAUGAACGUGACAGAGACAGAGACGAUGGCAGCCUACAUGAAGCCCCCGUCCCGCCACGAGGUUGACCAAAGGGGGCCGGUGAAGGGCUUCGUGGUUCGAGACGCUCCCUGGAACGUGUCGGGGACUGAGGCGCCAGAUAUGAGCAGCGCUGAGGAUUUCCCCACCUUCGGAGUCGGCAUCGCCCCCAAACAGACAUCAGCCUGGGGCCCAAAGAAGUUCUGAGAGAGGAGAGAAGAACGGGAGAACAACUCCUGGGAAACUGGCAGGAUCCUUCCUCAACCCUCCUUCUGACACUCCCUCCGUCUCUCUCACACAGGCAGACAGACCUGGUUCAAGAGAACGGGGUUUCGGACAGCGAUUCGUUUCUGCUGGGCCGGGGGUCCAGGUUUUACGGUUAUUUUUGAGCUCAGAUCGUUAUUCUGCUGUUUUGAGAGAGAGAAGUGUGCCUGGAUUGUGAAAAAAAACCUGGAAUGGCUGAGACCGCUACGCAGUGGGAGCCUUACUUUCCAUCCCCUGCUUUCUUACAGGUCUCAAAAAUCCUUACAAUAUCAUUCUUUAUUUUUUUUUUUCUCUGAUGUUUGAAAACUUUUAAAAUGUUUCAUUACUCCCAGUCAGGAAUAGCUGCACCUUUGCGGUCCAUUUAUUCAGCGCUCGUAAGGCGCGUCUGGUCCAGUUUAUUUUCACACGCGCUGUUUUUAAUUUUUUUUUUUUUUAAAGAGUAAAACAGGUUUACAUUGAAUCACAACAGGACUCUCAGUACUGCGUCUCCAGCCAAGCCCCUCCCCUUGUUCGCUGUAUUUUUCACAUGCCUCUUUAUAGACGUGCACAGUGAUAAAUCCUCUCCUGAUCACUCGUUUUAUCUCCAGACUCCUCAGUAAUCGAUCUGAGUCGUUAUUUUAUUACUGUAACAUCUCGAAAAGCUCUUCAAGUGUCUGUGAUGCUCUUUGAGCGCUGUCCUGUUGCUCUGCUUUAAAAAAAAAAAAAAACAUAGUUACUUAAAAGCACUGAUAUAACUCUUAGAAAGAAAAAAACAGCGUUUAGAUUUGACAUUUCGACUGAACUUCAUGUGAACAGUGCGACGCUGUAGAACAGCCCUCUGCUGCACGGCGGUCCACUGGUAUUAAGAAUCCCUAGACGCAGAGUGUUGAGAAACCAGUGAAAUAUUUUACUGUAUCUGAUUUUUGUUCUAUUGAUUUGUUUUUUUUUUUGUCACUCAAAACUGACUCCCUUUUUUUAGAAAAAUGUAUUUAUUUGUAAUUAUGGCACUGAAACUACUUGAACUUGACUCAUUAAAAACUAUUUAACGAGUUAUCUUUCUCAUCUGUGGUGCUGAAACUUACCUGCCACCUUCUCACUGCUGAAAGGGAUUACCAUAUAUGGCAGUGGUACCCAAUCCCGACCCUGGAGAUCCGUGCCAGGUUUUCACUCCAAGCAGGUCCUAAUGUAGUUAACUGAACCUGCCUAGAGGCAAUUAACUCAUUUAGGACCUGGUUGGAAUAAAGACCUGCGCUGGAAUAGAUCUUGGAGGGGGGCCGAGUUGAGUACCACUGAGCUUAUCCCCCAUACAGAUCUCCCAUCAUUUUUCCGAAGAUGUAUUUUGAUGGCCUCUAUCAUCAAUGCACUGGUUUUAAAUGAAACAGAUAUUUAAAUUGGACCCCGAAGACUUAUAGUAGAAACGCUUGUCAUUUCAUUGAACAAGUUUUUCAGCAUUUCUAAAUCCUGGACCAUUGUGUGAUUGGAUGAUUCCCUGCUGCUGAACUUCUACAUCUGUACAUUAUUUAUUAUCUGGGCUGACCACAGUGUCGCCAACGCAGCAGGACUCUGGAGGUAAGAGGCUCAGGUGGCUGGAUGCGGUAGCUUUGGCAGAGAUGGAGACUCCCAUGGCAGUUUGGUUCUUUCUAGAUUUUCGUGAUUUCAUGUCGUGAUUUCAGCUAAGCAUCGUUAACAAGCCUAUGUCUGUGUGUGAGAGUCUGAUUCCGCAUUCACCCCUCCUGCGAGGCUCUAUACCAUCGUGUUUUCAAAACGCGUUCGUGAAUUAAAGGAUGAUCUUCAUAAACGAGGGUGUGGAUUUUAAAAAAAAAAAUCAAAAUGUUUGGCUUUUUCAACUUGAGUUUUAUUUUUUAUUUUGUAUUUCUAGUGUGUGGAUCGGGUUACAGUUAAACCCGGAAUGGAUCAAAAAUGCUGUGAAGUGGGAGCG
Messenger RNA from Polyodon spathula (Mississippi paddlefish), 2521 nucleotides. Its product is annotated as vigilin-like. Gene Ontology annotation, molecular function: RNA binding. The record is from RefSeq and is a predicted model, not a curated record. The coding region runs from base 1 to 546 and encodes 181 amino acids. NCBI's taxonomy places the organism in Eukaryota, Metazoa, Chordata, Actinopteri, Acipenseriformes, Polyodontidae. The transcript has 4 exons.